Messenger RNA from Amborella trichopoda, 2300 nucleotides. RefSeq lists its product as uncharacterized. The record is from RefSeq and is a predicted model, not a curated record. Lineage: Eukaryota; Viridiplantae; Streptophyta; Magnoliopsida; Amborellales; Amborellaceae. Gene Ontology annotation, biological process: peptidyl-serine phosphorylation; regulation of mRNA processing; spliceosomal complex assembly. Gene Ontology annotation, molecular function: ATP binding; protein serine/threonine kinase activity.
UUAGACCUUUGUUGCAACGAAAAUGUCGGGGGAGCUCAUUUCCUUGCCCUCGCCAAUCGAACCAGUCACAAGUCCACCAGUUCUUCCAUUUUUCAAGAAGAUCGACAAGCACCCUAAAAAGUAGAGAGAGAAAACAGGUUUCUCGCUCUUCUGCUUCUGCAACUCUCUUACUGGUGGCUCUGGAGCUCAUCCGACCGCUUUGAUGGUGGGCAGAUAAAGCGGUGGUGGUUUAUUUUACCCAAAUAACCCUCUGGUUGCGUACGCCUCCUGGCCUCCUAGAGAGAGAGAGGGUUGGAAGGUGCAGCGAUAAGACAUAGAGAGAGUGGGGUGUCGUGAUCAGAGAGAGAAUGGCGGGGAGCAGGGAAGAGGAUGAGAGGAGCGAGAGCAGUGAUUACACAUCAGAGGACGAAGGUACAGAUGAAUACAGGAGAGGGGGUUACCACGCUGUAAGAAUAGGGGACACCUUCAAGAAUGGAUGCUACGUUGUUCAGAGCAAGCUUGGAUGGGGCCAUUUCUCCACUGUCUGGUUGGCCUGGGACACUCAGCACAAUAGAUAUGUUGCCCUGAAAGUCCAAAAGAGUGCACAGCAUUACACAGAGGCAGCUAUGGAUGAGAUUACAAUCCUCAAACAAAUAGCAACAGGGGACCCAGAAGAUAAGAUGUGUGUGGUUAAGCUCUUGGAUCAUUUCAAGCAUUCAGGGCCAAAUGGGCAGCAUGUUUGUAUGAUAUUCGAGUUCCUAGGAGAUAAUUUAUUGACACUUAUCAAAUAUACUGAUUACAGAGGGAUUCCUCUUUCCAUGGUCAAGGAAAUAUGUUUUCAUGUUCUAGUGGGAUUGGAUUAUUUACACAGGCAGCUCUCGAUCAUUCACACUGAUCUAAAGCCUGAGAACAUAUUGCUUGUGUCCUCAAUAGAUCCCUCCAAGGAUCCAAGAAGGUUUGGCACUCCUCCCAUUCUUCCUAGUAACAAGGAUAAAUCAGGCUUUGCCCUAAACUCUGGAACCCUGAAAGAUACAAAGAGUUCAAAUGGGGACCUGACAAAGAACCAGAAGAAGAAGAUCAAACGCAAAGCUAAAAGAGCAGCUCAGGAUUGUGUGGGGAAUGCAGGGACUCAAGAAAUAACUCUAGCUUCCAAAGUUAACUUCCCUACCUCAGAUUCAAAUGAGGUUAGUGGGGAUGCCAAGGCCCAUGAAGAGCGAGAAGAUGACUCUGAAGUCAAAAUUGGUGGAUCGAAUCCUGAUGAGAAAAAGGAUGGUGCUCGUGAUGGUCAGAGUCAUCGAAGGGGAAGCCGAUCUACCCGACAAAAGCUAUUGAAGUCAGUUGACCUCAAAUGCAAAUUGGUUGAUUUUGGAAAUGCUUGUUGGACUUAUAAGCAAUUCACAACUGAUAUCCAGACCAGGCAAUACAGGUGCCCUGAGGUUCUUCUUGGUUCUAAGUAUUCUACUUCGGCUGACCUAUGGUCGUUUGCUUGCAUCUGUUUCGAGCUGGCUACUGGAGAUGUUCUCUUUGACCCUCACAGCGGUGAAAAUUUUGACAGGGAUGAGGAUCACUUGGCGCUGAUGAUGGAGCUUCUUGGGAUGAUGCCUAGAAAAAUCGCUCUAGGUGGCAGAUACUCCCGUGACUUUUUCAACAGACAUGGUGAUCUAAGGCAUAUCCGGAGGCUGCGCUUCUGGCCCUUGAACAAAGUGCUCGUGGAGAAAUAUGAUUUCUCUGAGCAAGAUGCAAAUGAAAUGGCUGAUUUCCUUGUUCCCAUACUUGAUUUCGUCCCUGAGAAGAGACCAACAGCUGCUCAAUGCCUCACUCACCCAUGGAUCACAUCAGGGCCUCGGUGUCUCGAGCCAUCCUUACCCCCUCUUCCUGAUGGAAACAAUGCCUCAGAUGAAAAGAAACAGGAGGAUGAGAGAGAGGCAAUGGAGGCAGGCAUGGGUAACAUUGCCAUUGAUGCGGCUUCCAAGAUUUGCAAGGAUCCUCAGGCUAGUGGACCCAAGCUACUGAUUAACAGUGGAUCCAAGCCUCCCAGCAAUACGUCCAGGUAAUUGGCUAAAGUUAUUCCUCUCUGUUAACCUCAUUUUAGGAGCAGAUUGUAUUCUGUUUGGUCUUAGCAACAAUUCUAUCGGGGUUGAAAUUCUUUUUUGGGGUGGGGUGAUUUUGGGUGGGUUUCUAUUCUUGUGUAGCUCUUACUACGGGUUGUGCAUUAUACUGAACAGAAUAUGCCUGUAAUGUAAUCCGGGAAAUAUAUGAGAUGUCCUCUUUCGAUGACUGCUAUGAUUCAAUGUAUAGAGAGAGUUGUUUCUUUUGAGGGA